This is a messenger RNA of Medicago truncatula (barrel medic), 1359 nucleotides long. Its product is annotated as E3 ubiquitin-protein ligase SINAT2. Gene Ontology annotation, cellular component: cytoplasm. NCBI's taxonomy places the organism in Eukaryota, Viridiplantae, Streptophyta, Magnoliopsida, Fabales, Fabaceae. The record is from RefSeq and is a predicted model, not a curated record. Gene Ontology annotation, molecular function: protein binding; ubiquitin protein ligase activity; zinc ion binding. The coding region runs from base 253 to 1182 and encodes 309 amino acids. The transcript has 4 exons. Gene Ontology annotation, biological process: ubiquitin-dependent protein catabolic process; multicellular organism development.
AUAAAUAAAUAAAUAAAUUAUUAACAACAAAAAACAAGGCACAAUACAAGGAACGAAAACAAAUCUUGCGAUUUCGAAACAACAUAGAAGAAAAAUAGAAGAACAAGACAACCAUGUUUCUCAGCAUUCUCAAAUAAUCAACCACCGACACCUUAAGAAUCUCGUGAUGUGCGGUGCUUGUAGAAAGAUAUGAAAGUACAAAAUCUGAGUCUUAGUAAUUGAGAAAGUAUUUCUAUAGAUCUGAAUAUUUCAAUGGAUCUAGGAGGCAGUUCCUUCAAAGAAGUUCUUGAACCACACCUGAUAUUUUCAGAUUUUGAGACAGCUAAGUCUAAAUCUGAGGCUAAUUCCAAUAUUUCAUUCACAAAAUCAAGGACUUGUUUGGAUGGAAAGAAUGGAAAUCAUUCAAAGAAUGGUGUGUAUGACCUACUUGAGUGCCCUGUUUGCAAGAAUUUGAUGUAUCCCCCAAUUCAUCAGUGCCCAAAUGGUCACACAUUAUGUUCAAAUUGUAAGAUUACGGUGCAUAACCGUUGCCCAACAUGUCACCGUGAUCUUGGGAAUAUAAGGUGUUUGGCUUUGGAGAAAGUGGCGGAAUCAAUGGAGCUUCCUUGCAGAUAUCAGAAUCUAGGUUGUCAUGAUAUAUUCCCAUACCACUCUAAGCUAAAGCAUGAGCAAAAUUGUCGAUUUCGUCCAUACAGUUGCCCCUAUGCUGGAUCAGAGUGCUCUAUGAUGUGUGAUAUUCAAGCUCUUAUGAACCAUCUCAAGGAUGAUCACAAGGUCGACGUACAUGAUGGAUUCACCUUUAACCAUCGAUAUGUCAAAUCAAAUCCACAUGAAGUUGAAAAUGCCACAUGGAUGCUAACCGUUUUCAAUUGUUUUGGAAAGCAUUUUUGCUUGCACUUUGAGGCGUUUCUGCUUGGCACCGCUCCAGUUUACAUGGCAUUUUUACGAUUUUUAGGUGACGAAAAAGAAGCAAAGAAGUUUAGGUAUAGCUUAGAGGUUGGUGCAAAUAGCCGCAAACUUAUAUGGCAAGGAAUUCCAAGGAGUAUUCGCGAGAGUCAUAGAAAAGUUCGUGACAGCCAAGAUGGACUCAUCAUUCAGAGAAACCUAGCUCUUUAUUUUUCCGGUGGCGAUAAACAACAAUUAAAGUUGAGGGUCACUGGUCGUAUAUGGAAAGAAGAAUGAAAAUAUGUAAUUAUUUUAGGGAUGUCACACGAUGAUUCUGUAUUCUGAAACAUUUUAAAGAUUUUGGUCUCUGCAGAGAAUGAAGCUUUUAUUUGUCUUCAUAGAUUCUCAUAGCAUGAGAGGUAACAUUCAAGCUGGGCUUGAGCUUUAUGUUAUUUUGUUUAGUUUUUUUUUUUU